Messenger RNA from Paralichthys olivaceus (Japanese flounder), 1241 nucleotides. RefSeq names its product NADH:ubiquinone oxidoreductase complex assembly factor 2 (gene ndufaf2). NCBI's taxonomy places the organism in Eukaryota, Metazoa, Chordata, Actinopteri, Pleuronectiformes, Paralichthyidae. Gene Ontology annotation, biological process: mitochondrial respiratory chain complex I assembly. The record is from RefSeq and is a predicted model, not a curated record. Gene Ontology annotation, cellular component: membrane; mitochondrion.
GACACUCGCUCUAACAGCGGAGAGAGGACAGACGGGACAGACGGGACAGACGACUUCCACAGGGACGCACAAAUACUGCUCCCCCCCCUCAAAGCACACCUCCGCGGCUCCCCGGGAACAUGAGCCGGGUUGCCUCAGCUCUCCGGCGGACGUUUGGGAUCGUACGCGAGCACGUCGGGACGGAUCAUCUGGGGAACAGAUAUUACUCUGUCCCUGAGCAGAAGACAUGGACAGGAAGACUUGUCCGUGCCAAGCGGAUGGUAGAAGCAGCCAAUCCCACAGAAUACGAAUAUAUAGAAGGCAGCAUUCCGAUGGAGUGGGACGCUUGGAUCCGAGGCAGACGGAAGGAGCCCCCCUCCGUCGAGGAGCUGCUGAAGAAUGAGUCUUACAGGGAGCAGAUCAAGCUGAAGGCCAAGGAUGUGGAGGAGAAAGAUCUGGCUCUGCAGGCGAAGGAGUAUGAAGAAGGGCUGGUGGCGACUCCUGCGAGGACUUUAGCUGAAGGUCACGCAGCCGCCACUAGUUUCGGGAAGCAGGAGAUCAGGGAGGACCCCACCAGCACUGCAAACACAUUUCAGCCUGGCUCCUGGUUGCCCACUUCCAAGAAAUAGACAGAGAUGUCCACACACACUGAAGCUGCUGUGCAGUAUAAUAUGAACUGAACAGAAAAGCCCUACAAUAAAGACUCCCUUUGUGAAAGUGAUACAUCACAUCAUCCUGCAUUAUGUUUCACAGAGGAAGUGUUUAUUUCAGGACAGUUUUAUUGGUUUGCUUUACAUCCUUAAGGUUUCCAUUUUUGUUGUCUCAAUAUAUUGAAUACACACAAAGACAUCCUCUUGAAGCUGUGAUGAGUUAUUUAAUGUAGUUGAAAGGUUUGUUAGUGAAGAAAAACACUGAAAUUGCUCAUUAGUACAGCGGCUACAAAUGUUUCAGGCAUACUGAAACAAAUAAUUCUGUUAAUUAAAUUGGUAUCACAUCUGUACUGAGGCAAAAUCAAAAAUGUUUUAAUUACACAUCAAGAAUUCAGCUAUGUCCAAAGAAAUGAUGCAGAUGUAAUUAGCCUUCAGAAAAUAAAGGGUUUAAGUGUAAAGAUGAAAAGAACGGGAUGUGGUGAAAGCAGGUGGGAAAGUAAACGCUGUGGGAAAUAUAAAAAAAACAUGUGAAAUGAAAUGUGUUCAGUCCAAUCCACGGUGUAAUGAGACUGUAGUAACAAUAAAUGCUGUGUUAAUGGUUCUGUUCAUCAA